Rattus norvegicus (Norway rat) is the source of this 2726-nucleotide messenger RNA. RefSeq names its product cytochrome b5 type B (gene Cyb5b). The transcript is spliced from 5 exons. Gene Ontology annotation, cellular component: mitochondrial outer membrane. Gene Ontology annotation, molecular function: electron transfer activity; heme binding. The coding region runs from base 7 to 447 and encodes 146 amino acids. The record is from RefSeq and is marked provisional. Gene Ontology annotation, biological process: proton transmembrane transport. Lineage: Eukaryota; Metazoa; Chordata; Mammalia; Rodentia; Muridae.
GAUCCAAUGGCGACCCCAGAGGCCAGCGGCAGCGGCAGGAAUGGCCAGGGCUCCGACCCCGCCGUCACCUACUACCGGCUGGAGGAGGUGGCGAAGCGAAAUACCGCGGAGGAGACGUGGAUGGUGAUCCACGGGCGAGUCUACGAUAUCACCCGCUUCCUCAGCGAGCAUCCUGGUGGAGAAGAGGUUCUACUGGAACAAGCUGGUGCCGAUGCAACUGAAAGCUUUGAAGAUGUCGGCCACUCCCCUGAUGCCAGGGAGAUGCUAAAGCAGUACUACAUUGGUGAUGUCCAUCCGAAUGACCUUAAACCUAAAGAUGGUGACAAGGACCCUUCAAAAAACAAUUCAUGCCAAAGUUCCUGGGCAUAUUGGAUUGUCCCCAUCGUGGGUGCUAUUCUUAUAGGUUUCCUGUAUCGUCACUUCUGGGCUGACAGCAAAUCCUCCUGAGGAGGCCACGUUGAAGUGUCGGAGCACAUCUCCUGGGAGUGAGAGGUGGAGACUUGUGUGGAGGCUGCAGGGUGCUCCUUCCUUGGAUCCUGCCAGUUGUUUUCUUUCCCCUUGGAGCCAAGAUGGUUGACCAGAUAUCUAUCCUCCUUCAAUGCAGGACCAGAAUCUGUCCAUCAGCCUGAGCCUGACGCCCAAAGCACCUGCUCACGUUGUGUCCUUGUCAGGGUUUCUUCUCACUGGUUCCCACUCAUUCCCUUCAUUUCAACAGUUGAUGCCAAUGACUUAGAGUUCCUUUGUUGUAGUGACAUGGCCUUUGGGGACAGUACAUGAUUUCUGAUACUUUGAAUUCACAGUAGACAUAGUUAAGGGAACAGCGGUCUAGUUUUGAGUCUUUCCCCAUUUUUCUUUUAAGUAAAUUUUUUUAAUUCUGAUUUAAUUUUGUCAUUCAUGAUGAUAAGGGAUUUAAUUCAUGAAGUUGUGUAGCUCUUGUUUCAAACACAGCUGCCAAAUGAUCUUACUUAUGAUUGUUAGAAGUAAGGAGCCAGCAAAAUGGCUCACUGGAUAAAAGCAAUUGCAGAAAAACCAAUGACCUGUGUUUGAGUCCCUGUACCCACAGGGUAGAAGGAAGAGAACCAGUUCCCAAAAGUUGUCCUCUGACUUCCACAUGUGUGCUGUGGUCUUUGUGUACACACACACACACACACACACACACACACACACACCCCAGAUGUAAAUUUUAAAAAUAGAAUACAACAGUGGUUGUCUUCCUCCCAGAUAGUGUAGCUGAUGGCCCCUCCUGUCUUUUUUCCCAUGAGUAUGUCACCAAACUGUGCAUCCCUUUGAUUUUUUAGGGGUAUAAGAGCUGAAGAAGGGCCAACUUGAGAAUAAUCUCAUUUACAAAAAGAACCAAACACUACUUAUAGGCUAGCAGUCUAAAAAGUGACUGGCAUGCACUCUCUGGUCUGCCCUUGGUCCCUGACCGUCUUCCGUCCUGGCUGUCUUUACUGGUGGAAGUUGAAGGUGUGGGUAUCCAUGGGACUUCUGUCCGGUCCGGUCCGCGGGGCUUCACAAGAGGCUUGCUGCUUUUCUGUUUACUGAUUAGCAAGUUUCUGUUUCCCUGUUUGAAAGUAAGAGACUCAAGUUUGAUCUUCCGUUUCUCUCAGUAAAUAACUCACAUGUAAAUGUCAUUGUCCACACACCAUUUCUGAUCGGGAGACCAUGCCAAGAGACUUCUGUUUUCAUUUGGGCUCUACCUCCAUGGCUCCAGGUUGGUGAUUUUGUCCUACUUUUGAGGAUAAUGAUAAAUCUGGAAGCUUUUUUCCCCCUUGGAUAUGAAUUUCAUUGGAAAGUAGGCAGUCAUUUAAAAUUCCUUUUCUUACUGGUCCAGGCAUUUUCCUGGCAUCUCUGACUGUAUUCUCUCUCCCUGUGGCAGUGCCCGACAGUACCCAGCUGUUUCUUAGUUUCUAUGAUUUUCCUUCACAUGUUUGGUCAUUGCUAGUCAGCUUCUGAGCUGGUGUCACAUCCAGUAGGAAGCCAUGGAAUCCCAGCGGGACCAGAGAUAUUGGGAAGUGUCCUCCUGCUUCCCUUCUACCCUGCCAGGGGCUUGACAAGACAGGACACUACACAGUACACCAGUCUGCCCAAGCAAACUGUUUUAAAAAAAGUUCAGCCCAGGACUUUUAUCCUGUGAUUUUAGCAGUUGAAUGAAUUCAGAAGUCAUCAAAAUAACAUUAGCCUUUUCCUUGCAUACUUGGAUAUGAUAUUUUAGAGUGAUUUCUAGGUGACUUUUAUACAUCGAAGAUGAAGGCUUAACCUUUCAUUUUUAGAACGUCUGUAAUACUGUGUCACUUAUUGACAGCGUUGUCACUCUGUAACAGCAGUGGCAUGCCCAGCGCACCUCCACUUAAAGGCAGGGAAGGCUUGUGUGCAGGGAGGCUGGGAUCCACUUUUGAGGAUAGCCAAGUCACAUGGAGUAUAUGGAGUAUGCUGGGUAAGAGGAAAGGACGAGAGUGUGGGAUGGGGGCGUUCCAGCCAAUACCAAACCUGAUGGUGUGCCUAGUGAAAACACCUGGCAUAGGAAAUUAGGUAAAGAACUACAUUUUUGGCUGGGCAUGUUGAUGCACACCUUUAAUCCCAGUAUAAGAGAAGCAGGGGCUGGAAAAUCUCUUGAGUUAUUGCCAGCCUGCUCUACAUAGCAAGUUCUAGGACAGUCAGGGCUACAUGGAGAGACCAUGUCACAACCACUCCACCAAAUAAAAGAACUGUAUUUUCAAGUAAAA